GUAAUGGUAAGCUGUGCUGUAGCAAGUUGUAGGAAUACUUCGGCAAAAAUAACCAAAAAUAAAGAUGGAAUUACAUUCCACAGGUUUCCCAGAGACAGAGAAAGAAGAAAGCAGUGGGAGCUAGCAGUAAACAGAGAAGAAGAAUGGUGUUCAACUGCCUCCAGUGCUGUUUGUUCUGAACAUUUUGAAACGAAAGACUUUUACUUGACUGAGAGUGGGCUCCGGCGCUUGUCCGUUGAGGCUGUGCCUGCUAUUAACAUUUCUCCGUGCCAAGAACCAGAACCAACUAUAUCCCGAGUCCAACCAGUUGAUGUUCAACCCACAGAUACAGAAGAAGUUAUACAAUUAAAAUAUAGAGUCCACAGAUUAGAAAUAAUAGCAGAGAAUAGAAAGAAAAGACUGAACCUCAUGUGGCAAGGAAAUAGAAGACUGCGGAAGAAGUUGGAAAGAAUGAAAUGUUUGAUCAAACAUUUGAUCAAAAAUAAAAAAGAAAACGGCAGUAUUAGCUGAGUUGUCAAUAAUGUUGACAUAAGUACUGAUGAUUAAGAUUCCUAAAUACCUUUUCUAGUUGAAAUGUUGUGCUACAAUUUUAUUGUAUAGAGGUACUAAAGAAAACUCAAUUAGGUUUUUUUAUUUAAUUUAUUGUGUUUAAUAAGAAACAAUAACAUUAAAAUUAUAAGAAAAUGUAUACAAUAAAGUACCUAACUGGAAAUUAAAUAUCGAUUUAUAAAAAUGUGGCAAUGGUAACACUGAAAAUAUCAUCUAUAGAUACUUCUUUUAUAAAAUUAUGUGACUGAUUAUAUUUUUAUUUAUGUUACACUGUGGCUGAAUUAAAAACAACAUUUAAUUAUUAUUUGAUGAAAUCUACUUUACAAAAAUCAUUGUUUGAAUUUGAAUUAUUAAUAAAUCAUAAAUUAAUGUUGUUUAAGAUGACUAAUUAAACUAUUUCCUUCUGUUGACAUGUAAUAUUCUAGCAAUUUAACUUUGAUUAAAGAAAUAUAUUUAAUGAGAAUU
Spodoptera exigua (beet armyworm) is the source of this 1014-nucleotide messenger RNA. Lineage: Eukaryota; Metazoa; Arthropoda; Insecta; Lepidoptera; Noctuidae. The record is from the annotation of a GenBank genome assembly.